AUGCAGGACGCAUUUCUCGUCGAGGGUAAUGUAAUCCAGACAGACGGCGGGCAAAUGACCAAGAAACACGAGAGUAUACCCAAGCAGGAGCACGUUAAGAGAUGGCUCCCAGAUGACCACCGCGUGCACAAAGACUGGCUCAAAGGCCUCGUCUCGGAGGUUGACGGCCACCCCGACAAGCCCCUGCACCCCGUGCUGCAGGAGUUCAAGGACCUGAUCGAGAAAAACACCCGCGUCUACAUGCUCUUCCAGUCCAUGUUCCAGCAGAUUCCGAAAAAGAAACCCUACCGCGACUCGCCCACCGGCCACCCCCAGAUCCGCGACUACGAGCACCUCCUCCAGGUCCUCAACCGUGUCCUCACCAGCGCCCCCUCGUGGAAUGACCGCUCCAACCGCCUCGGCCUCGUCGGCGUCCCCAUCAGUGCCAUCCUCGACUGGCCCAUGGGCACCCCCAGCGGCUUCGCCGCCUUCCUUGACCCGGACGUCAACGCCAUGAUCAAGAAGGUGCUCAACGCCUGGAGCGAAUACCUCUGCUCGCCCGAGUCGGCCUCCGUCCUGGACGACUCUGCCAGCGGCUGGUUCAACGCCCACGGCGUCCACGAGCUGACUGCCGUCGCCAACGUCGGCGUCACUACCUACUCCUUCGACCAGCUGUUCGACUGCGACCCGGCCGCGCCGCACCACGGCUACAGGUCCUGGGACCACUUCUUCACCCGGACGUUCCGCGACGGCGUGCGCCCUGUUGCGUCGCCGGAUGACCCUCGAGUCAUUGCCAACGCUUGCGAGUCGCAGCCGUACAAUAUCGCGACGGACGUGAAAGCCCGGGACCAGUUCUGGAUGAAAGGCCAGCCCUACUCCAUCCGCGACAUGCUAGCGCACGAUCCCCUGGCGGAGCAAUUCGUCGGUGGCACCGUAUACCAGGCUUAUCUCAGCGCGUUGAGCUACCACCGCUGGCACGCGCCCGUCAGUGGGACGGUGGUCAACGCCUACGUCGUCGACGGGACGUACUACUCGGAACCGCUGUUUGAAGGACUGGGGGAUCCAGACCCAGAUUCGCACGGCAUCGACGUCAGAGGCGAAACGACCUCGCAAGGUUAUCUCACAGCGACGGCGACGCGGGCGCUGAUCUUCAUCGAAGCCGACGACCCGGCCGUGGGGCUGGUGGCCUUUGUCGGUGUAGGCAUGGCCGAAGUGUCGACGUGCGACAUUACCGUGUCGAAGGGGCAGAGGGUGAAGAAGGGUGACCAGAUCGGCAUGUUCCACUUUGGAGGGUCGACGCACUGCCUGGUGUUUCGGAAAGGAGUUCAUGUCACUGGAUUUCCGCGCCUGGGGAGGGAAGAGAAUGUGCCGGUCAAGAGUCAGCUAGCGGUAGUUUCUUGUGUAUAA
Messenger RNA from Rasamsonia emersonii CBS 393.64, 1386 nucleotides. Its product is annotated as Phosphatidylserine decarboxylase. Gene Ontology annotation, cellular component: mitochondrion. Gene Ontology annotation, molecular function: phosphatidylserine decarboxylase activity. NCBI's taxonomy places the organism in Eukaryota, Fungi, Ascomycota, Eurotiomycetes, Eurotiales, Trichocomaceae. The coding region runs from base 1 to 1386 and encodes 461 amino acids. The record is from RefSeq and is a predicted model, not a curated record. The transcript is spliced from 3 exons. Gene Ontology annotation, biological process: phosphatidylethanolamine biosynthetic process.